Magallana angulata is the source of this 1837-nucleotide messenger RNA. RefSeq names its product succinate--CoA ligase [ADP-forming] subunit beta, mitochondrial-like. Gene Ontology annotation, cellular component: mitochondrion; succinate-CoA ligase complex. Gene Ontology annotation, biological process: succinyl-CoA metabolic process; tricarboxylic acid cycle. The record is from RefSeq and is a predicted model, not a curated record. Gene Ontology annotation, molecular function: ATP binding; succinate-CoA ligase (ADP-forming) activity. The transcript has 10 exons. Bases 1 to 1359 code for a protein of 452 amino acids. NCBI's taxonomy places the organism in Eukaryota, Metazoa, Mollusca, Bivalvia, Ostreida, Ostreidae.
AUGGCGGCUGUUCUCUUUCGGAAAAGCAGACGGGUAGCAUCGAAGCUUAGUGUAGAAAAUGUCACUAAGGUGCUGGGCACAAGUGGUGUCAACCAUCAGGACAGGCGUCACCUGUCUUUACAUGAGUACCUGAGUUUUGGACUCCUUAAAGAAGCCAAAGUACCAAUCCCACGAUACAAGGUCUGUGACCACACAGAGGAAGUGGAGAAGGCCGCCAGAGAUUUGUUGGAGCAGACUGGCUCCCCAGAUGUGGUGAUAAAGGCACAGGUUCUAGCUGGAGGGCGUGGCAAAGGGCAUUUUACUAGUGGUCUCAAGGGAGGUGUCAAAAUAUGUUUUUCUCCAGAUGAAGCAUCAGAUAUUGCAUCCCAGAUGAUUGGCUCUAGGCUGAUCACUAAACAAGCCCCCAUGGGUAGAAUCUGUAACCAGGUUAUGCUUUCAGAGAGAUUGUAUGCCAGGCGAGAAUUCUACUUUGCCUUAGCCAUGGAGAGGUCAUUUAUGGGACCAGUGAUGGUUGGAAGUUCCCAGGGAGGAAUGAGCAUUGAGGAUGUGGCCCAAGAAAACCCAACGGCCAUCUUAAAGGAACCAGUAGACAUCUUUGCAGGACUGACGAGACAGCAGGCUGUGAGCAUGGCCGGAGAGAUGGGCUUCAGUCCCGCGUGUAUUGACCAGGCAGCAGAUAUUUUCCUUAGACUCUACCAUGAUAUUUUCCUCAAACAUGAUGCUACAAUGAUAGAAAUAAAUCCAAUGUCAGAAUCUAACGAUGGAACAGUAUACUGCAUGGACUGUAAGAUCAACAUUGACGACAAUGCAUCAUUCAGGCAGAAACAGAUCUUCCAGCUUCGUGAUUGGUCACAAGAAGAUCCUCGGGAAGAGAGGGCUGCAAUGGCCGAUCUGAAUUAUAUCGGACUGGACGGGAACAUCGGUUGUCUUGUUAACGGGGCUGGCUUAGCCAUGGCCACUAUGGACAUUAUUAAAUUGCAUGGAGGGAGCCCGGCCAAUUUCUUAGAUGUUGGAGGCGGAGCAACAGCCAAGCAAGUGAUGGAGGCCUUCAGGCUCAUCACCUCAGACCCUAAUGUGCAAGCAAUUUUAGUAAAUAUUUUUGGAGGCAUAAUGAGGUGUGAUGUUAUUGCUCAAGGCAUCAUAGCUGCUGCAGAAGAACUGCACUUAAAAGUUCCCAUAAUGGUGCGACUUCAAGGAACAAAAGUAGAGGAUGCCAAGGCUUUAAUGGCUGCCAGUAGUCUCAAGAUAAUGGCUGAUGAUAACCUGGAUGCAGCUGCUGCAACAGUGGUGCGACUCUCCAGGAUUGUGGGCCUUGCCAAAGAAGCCAACAUUGCUGUGAAUUUUGAACUACCACUCUAGGAUGUCUUUUAUCAAAGUUGUUACAGUUAAAUAUCAAAUGAUUAUAUAUACAAAAUACAAAAGAAACAAACUGUGCAAGUGAACUGUCUUAUUUAAACUUAAAAACUCUUGCUUGCAUUUAAUUGAUCUAUUCUACAGAAUCUCCAUUUCUUGAAGCAUAAAAUAUGGGCAAAAUAUUGAUAUUGAGAAAUUGCUUAGAAUAACAAUCUGCCAAAUUCAUUAAUCUUUCCAGCUACAUUUUAACAUCCUCAUUAAGUUAUAUUGUCCAAGUGCAGCAUAAUAAUCCACCAUAGCUUGGCUGUCCAGUCAGUCACCUAGGACUUCUUGCAUGCUGCAGUGGUUAAAACCAAGUGCUUUUUUAGACUCAAAGGAACAAUAUUUUGUUAUUUAUUACUACUAUAUGCAGUCAUUUGUAUUGAAAUGUUUUGCAUAUUUGAUGUGUUAGGUUUAUAAAAUAAUAAAAAAGUUAAAAAUAAAA